GCUUGUCUGAUGAAUACUGCGCUGUUGGAUGCUAUCUUACACGGAGGAUCUUUUAGUGGACUUGUCUAAAUAUUAUGAUUUAGGACACAAUUUUUUGUCAAAUCCACUGGAAGGCAAACAGUGGGCUAGAGCAUGCUCUUUGCCUAGCUCUGCCCCGCAGUGACUGUGCGUGUGUGCGCGUGUGUGCGCGUGUGUGCGCAAACCGCACGCAUGACUCGCGCGUUCUCCCGGGUACCACAAUCAGACCCCAAAGCGAAAAGAGGGAUCGCAGGAGUCCCAGCAGUGCCCGAGAUGGUGAUUUUAGACUGAGGAGUCACUGAGGCUCUGCGGAGGCUGCAUUAAUCGCUCCAGACACCAGCAGACAGAAUGAAGCGACCUGGGGCCAUCUUCCUCCCCCUGCUCCUCCUCCUCCUCUGUAUCUCUCUACCCGUACGAUCCUUGAUCUCCAACUGUGUCAUCAAGCGCGAGCAGGAGAGAUGCAUGGAGAGGAUCGCGCUUCACGACCCAGCGCAGGACCAGGAGUUCGGUUGUGCUUGGGAGUGGGACAACCUGACGUGUUGGCAGGCGGCGAGCGUGGGCGAGAUCGUGGUGGUCAGCUGCCCUGAGCUCUUUGAGUUCAUGAGUCCUGAGGAAGGUCUCGGGAAGAUCAGUAGGAAUUGUACAGAGGACGGCUGGUCGGAGCCUUACCCACAUUACGUGGAUGCUUGUCUGUCUGAGGAAAACGCCACCAAGCCGGAUAUGUACUAUGCAUCAGUGAAAGCUCUGUACACAGUGGGUUACAGCACAUCUCUGGUAUCCCUCACCACCGCCAUGGUCAUCCUCUGCAGGUUCAGGAAGCUGCACUGCACCAGGAACUUUAUCCACAUGAACCUCUUCGUGUCGUUCAUCCUGAGAGCCAUCUCUGUCUUCAUUAAAGACGGGGUGCUGUAUGCUGAGGAGGACAGCGACCACUGUUUUGUCCACACGGUGGCGUGUAAGGCGGUGAUGGUGUUCUUCCAUUACUGCGUCAUGUCCAACUACUUCUGGCUGUUCAUCGAGGGCCUGUAUCUCUUCACUCUGCUGGUGGAGACCUUCUUCCCGGAGAGGAGAUACUUUUACUGGUACACCCUCAUCGGCUGGGGAACUCCAACUAUUUGUGUGACUAUAUGGGCGGUUCUGCGGCUGCACUUUGACGACUCCGGUUGCUGGGAUAUGAAUGACAACACUGCCCUCUGGUGGGUCAUCAAGGGACCUGUUGUGACUUCAAUUAUGAUUAACUUUGUGCUCUUCAUUGGGAUCAUCAUCAUCCUCGUCCAGAAGCUGCAGUCGCCAGAUGUCGGAGGGAACGAGUCCAGCAUUUACCUCAGCUGUGCUCAGAAAUGCUUCAGUGAGCCCGCACAGGCUGUCCAGCAUUCGUGCAGGAUGUCAGAGCUUUCUACCAUCACCCUGAGGUUGGCUCGCUCCACUCUGCUGCUCAUCCCUCUGUUCGGGAUCCACUACACCGUGUUCGCCUUUUCCCCAGAAGAAGUCAGCAAGCGGGAGAGGCUAGUGUUCGAACUCGGACUCGGCUCUUUCCAGGGCUUCGUGGUAGCCGUGCUGUACUGCUUCCUGAAUGGCGAGUUUCUGCCUGAAGGUGCAGUCGGAGAUCAAGAGGAAAUGGCGCAGCUGGACGGUGAACAGGUACUUUGCUGUGGACCUGAAGCAGCAGCGUCAUCCUUCGCUAGCGAGCAGUGGUGUGAACGGGGGAACGCAGCUGUCCAUCCUGAGCAAGAGCAGCUCACAGAUCCGCAUGUCCAGCCCCCAGGCCGAGAGUGCCACCCUCAACCUGCCAACCUGAGCGUCUGAUUGGACAAGCCAGCUCUAAAUCCGCCCCUUAAAACCUCCCCUAUCUGAUUAAACCUUACUCUAGCCGUAGGGUCUCGCUCCCUGGACAGGCUGAAGAGGCUCUCUAAUUAUCAAUGUUUGUCCAUUAUUGAAACAAAUACAUGACACAUGAUACAUGAGACAUGAUACAUAUCAUAUAAAUUAGGAUUUUGUUAGAAAAUUUGUUACAAAUGCUACAUUAAGAGCAUCGUUGUUAGUCAAGGAUGAACAUGCUCAAUUAUAUUUUUGAAGAUUUCUGACAGAUAGCACUUCAACGCCAUUAGAAAUCAUAUUUGGUGCAUAAUAUUUCAACAGAUAUAUUCUCACUGAUGUUCACUCCAAUCAGAUGGGUAGAACAUUUGAACUCAGACGACCCGCAAUCGAUUUCAGCCUUGGAAAAAAAUUUACAGACCCAGUGGGUUUCGAAGACGUGCAAUGCUCCUAUGAAUGAAUAACGAAUAACUGCAAAUAAAUUUAGACAUAAGAGCAGCGUUGAGUAGGAACGGACUACAUGGUGUCUGGACUACGUAAUCUGAUUACAAAAAUCUGCUACUUGGAUACAUCUAAAAAUACUUGUGAUCAGAAUAAUCUCUUUUUGUCAAUUAAUUUCGGAUUAAAUUUUCAUUUUUGUCGCACAAACCGCAAAAUACUAUCCGUGUGUAAGGAAUAAAACACUUGGGGUGUUCUGUUAUACGAAAAUGAUCAACUUUCCUCUAACAGCAUGCUCUCAAGUGUUUUAUUCCUCUUUUACGACAGCAACUUACUAACAAUUAUAAUUAAUUCAAAUUUAUUAAUGAACAUGACAUGUCGUACUUUUUAUCCACUUAUAGUUACUUUCAAUGUUGUGGAACGUCUGUGAGACAGCAUCUCUCUCUCUCUCUCUCUCUCUAUCUAUCGCUCUCUCUCUCUCCCUCUCUUUUGAAGCUAUUAAGACAAAAAAAUAUCCUUUGACCUGAAGUCUUUUUUGUGUCAGAAAAUGUGCCGACACUGACACUGGAGACUCCUUCCAUAAACAUGAAAAAGAUGCUAAACAAUAAUUUCAUUAAGAUUACAUUUCCUCAGUCAUCUACCCAACACUGUUACAGAGUAUAAUCCAUUUUAAACCCUAAUUAAAAUGUUUAAAAUAGUAUAUUUUUCUCUCAUGAAACUUUACAAUCUUUAAAUAUUACAUAUUUGGAAAUAAAGUGUGACAGAUUUACAGAGCGAAUCUAUGUGUAUUAAAGUACUCCGUGUUUCUGCCAUUGUUCAUCUAUAGUAAGAAGUGCCAAAAUAUGAUUAUUUUGAUAUCGUCUUAUCUGUAAAAUAGUGUUUUUUCAAAGUGACCAUAUAAAAGAAAUUCUCUAUAUUCAGCAUUGCUUGUAAAAAUGGCUAAAGCUUCCGUAAUGAAAUGUGCGUCUCGAUAAAAAGGCUGUAAACAUGUCUUUUUUUUUUUUUUUUUUACAAAUUAUUUUACAAUCAGCCGCACGUACAGAGUAUGUCAACAACGUAAAGACUCGGGAAUUAGUAUCUAUAUUUGCAUAAAUAUAGUAUUGGUUUAAAUCUGUUGCUAUUUCUUUUGUUCGUGCGUUGUUUUUAGGCCAGUGCUGCAAGUGUGACUCUGUAGCUAAUAAAAAAAAAUGCUAAAAACAAUUCAAUAUCUGAUAUCAGAACAGGUUUUUAAAAAAAUGAAAAAGAUAUUUAUGUUACAAAAAUGUGCCAUAUAAUCGUAUAAACGUUUAAGAAUCUGUAUGCUAUCAUAAUUGAUUUGUUGACAACUAAAGAAAUUAUAUCUGUUUAGUGAAAAUAUGUGAAUUUCUGACCACAAAGACAAAUUUAUUUAUGAUUAAAUUAAAAGUCCCCUAAAACAUUUUGUGCUUUAUUAUUGGUAAUAAAAUAAUGCAUAUUCAAAUACAAUAAAAUAAACUAAAAUAAACUAAACUAAAAUAAACUAAAAUAAACUAAAAUAAAAUAAAAUAAAAUAAAUUAUAUUAUAUUACCAACUCUUCAAAGUGCCUGCUGGUCAAUUAUUUAUAUCUCACUUCAAAAAAUAACAAAAUUGUCACUGAUAUUGAAUUUAAAAAAUGUACUAUUGAUGUCUUUUUUUUUUAGCUUACAGUACUGAAAGCAGUGAAUAUCUAAUACUACUAUUGUUAGGAAUUAAAAAAAAAAAAUCUGUUGGUGCACCAUGGACUGUGAUCACUUUCAACGUAAACAACGUAAACUGCAAAUAAAGAAAUUUAGGGCUAAAACGUUUCAAAUGAAUGACUGAUACAGAAUAAUUCUCAGACCCUUUACAAAGUGUAGUCUGAUGUCAAUCUAGUCACACAACCAAAAUUUUGCUGACAAUCAUUUUUUUUUUUUUUAUGUAUCCUUACUGUGACUUAUUUGGGGACAUAACCAUUGCUGUGUUUGCUACGUGUGCUUUCAGUCUCGUUCAGUCAGAAAUAAAUGUAUGUAGAAUAUUAGCACAGCUGAACCAGUCAUUAUUCUGUGAAUUAAAAAAAAACAGUCAUGUGCAAUAUGAAAAUGCUUUCAAUGCAGACGGUAGCAGAAUGAGAAGGUCGCUUUCUAUCAAACAUCGACAUUUUAAAUAGUUUGAAAGUUUCACUGAUUGUCCUGUAACUGCUUUGUAUUUAUCGUCUCUUCAUCAGUUAAGAGCCGAGUUUGAGUUGCGUGUAUCAGUAUAUCAGUGAGCGACGUGAUAUAUAACAUACUCCACGUGAUGGUUCUAAAGUUUCUCGAACCCUAAUUAAUGAGUUAGUCCUGAUUAAUUAAUCAAGGUGUCAAACAUGGUAAUUAACCCUAGAAAGAAAAAACAGAAUGCACAGCAGUCUAAUAAAGGAAUACAGCGUGUUUAUUUUCAGUCAAAUCUCUAAUCAGUGCAUCUGCAACCUACAUGUGAUUACCACUGAUAAAAAUCAUGAUGUUUACUGAAACAUCUGUACUGAAAACACGAUGGAAAACCCAUUUAGUCCAAAUUCACUCAUAAUGGAAGUCUAAGGGCAGCUGUUAAAGGUGUAAUAGUCCAUUUUCUUAUUUCCUACCUGUACAAAAACCCUGUAAGAUUUGUAAAACGUGAUAAAAAGUGGUUUAAGCCAUGACAUUAGCACAAGUGUACUAAGUGGCUGAGAAAACCCGUUUGGAAAACUGACUUCCGGUCCGGAAUGCUUGCUUGUGUUUGGAUGGGAUACUCUAUGGGCCACCAAAGAUCCUGAGGGCAGAGCUUUGUGAACAUUGGUGGAAAUGGUGCAGUGAGCUAAAGUUAAAAAAAAGCAACUAAUAAUCAAAAUGUCAAAUGCCCCAACUACUUAACUAAGUGUUAAGAAUCCUAAUCUUGAAGAAAAAAUCGACUAAUUAUACCUAAUGAACCUUUAAAUACUGUGAAUGUUUCAAAAAACACUACUACAUUUUACAAAUUCAAAACUUCUGAAAGGUCGUAGGAUGAGCAAGACAUAAGAGAAAGCUAUCAAAAAAAAAAAAAACGGUUGAUCAUAUAUCAGACAAAAACAUCUAUCUGUGUAACAAAGAGCAAAGAUUAGAAUUGGAUUUGGAAAAGAAAUUUCAUUUUGAAACUGGAAAUGUUUACAUAUAAAGAGUCUUAACUGUUUUUUUCUUUUGUUAGGAUUGAUUUUAUUAUAUUUAUACUUUCUCCUUUAUUAUAUUUAUUCUAUUUAUAAUGUAAGUGAUUUUUGUGUGGAGGAGUUUAACUGUGAAGUGCUUCAGUUAAAAAAACAUCUCUUAGUAAUGCUUUUUAGUAGUUUUUAACAAUAACAAUAUCAGAUUGGUAUCGAUAUCAGUUGAUACUCGAGGUUUCAGUACCGAUAUCAGUAAAGUAAACAUGGUAUUGUGUCAUCUUUACACAUAAUACAUAACUCUGUAUGUUUUUUUCCCUUUGAAACACUGAUCUGAUCUCUAAAUGGAGGAAUUAUACAGAUUUCGAGCUUAAAAUUCCUAAAAUUUAUUCACAGGAUUCAAGCACUGCCCUUAGACUUCCAUGACAAGUGCGUUUCAAGUAAACAUUUUCUUUUUUUUACUCUAAUUUCAGUACAGGAAAACGUCGAAACAUUGAUUGUCGUCGGUAAUUACAUGAAUGCUAUGUACAGUAUGUAAUGGAUAGAAAUUCUGGGUUAUUCCUCUGUUUGUUUGUUUGGUUUAAGCACUGGAGUAUUCCUUUAAGAAUCAUUGUAAUACUUGUGUUCUACAUUCAGCUUGUACGCUUAGCUAUUAUUUCUCUAUUUAUUGAAUUUAUGAAUGCAAUUUAUUUAUUUUUCACUGUAUCAUCCAACACACAAAGAGUGUACAGAGAGAACAAAUGAUGUACUUACCUGAUUGAGAUGCAUAUGUUUUGAAUGUACAGAGAAAAAAAUGUAUUCCUAAAGAAGGAUAGAUAGAUAGAUAGAUAGAUAGAUAGAUAGAUAGAUAGAUAGAAUGCAUGUAAAAUAGAAAAAAGAAGGAAAAAAGCUGCUGCUUUCUGUGUUCUUGACACCAGCUGUCUUUCUGAGUGAGUGUGCUCAGAAGGUAACGACCAUGUCUUGAAGCUGUUAUAAACCAAUGCCAGCUGUGGGUGUGGGUGUGUGUGUGGGUGUGGGUGUGUGUGUUGCAUAUGCCAACCACUGGGUGGUGUUGUGUUUUUCUCUUUCAUUACUGCGCUCAUCACGAAGCGAGCCUUUAAAUCCACACAUGGCUCUCAUUGACUCGUCGUGGAGCGGCCUAGAUGUGCUUUCGAACCUUGAAUGUACUGAACAGAAUCGUAUCGUACUUUCCAGAAUGAGUUGUUGUGUAUCAUAGCCUGCUUGGUUUCUUUUUUCUUUUCCAUGAUGUAUAGUAAAGCUUCUUGGUAAACCUCUGCGCAUUUUUCUACAUGUCGACUUUCAUUGUAGAUGAACUUGGUAUUUCUGAUGUCUGUGCCAAAUUUUGUAUCUGUAUAUGGAUUUUUAUUGUCUGCUUUGGAGUGAAAUGGGAGAGGUGAUGCAGUCUGAGAUGGCCUCGUUGUUAGUAGUCAGUGGUUGUUCAUGGCCAAAAAAAAUGGACAAAAUGAACACUAAAACUCAGCAUUCAAAACAGGGACACUGGUUGUAUAACAUUCUUUGAGAAUAUAUAUUUAUUUCUUUGUAAAAGUGCCAAAAUAUUCAAUAAAUAGAUGAAUCGUU
This is a messenger RNA of Pangasianodon hypophthalmus (striped catfish), 6971 nucleotides long. It is a transcript of the gene adcyap1r1a, whose product is annotated as adenylate cyclase activating polypeptide 1a (pituitary) receptor type I. The record is from RefSeq and is a predicted model, not a curated record. NCBI's taxonomy places the organism in Eukaryota, Metazoa, Chordata, Actinopteri, Siluriformes, Pangasiidae. Bases 367 to 1824 code for a protein of 485 amino acids. Gene Ontology annotation, biological process: adenylate cyclase-modulating G protein-coupled receptor signaling pathway; cell surface receptor signaling pathway. Gene Ontology annotation, molecular function: G protein-coupled peptide receptor activity; vasoactive intestinal polypeptide receptor activity; peptide hormone binding. The transcript is spliced from 15 exons. Gene Ontology annotation, cellular component: plasma membrane; neuron projection.